CAGGAUCUAGUACAAACGAGGAUGACGAUGUAAACAAUUCGUUUUGCGCUAGAUACAAUAAAUGCUAGUAGCCGACGGUCCGGCGAGCAAUCAACGCUUGUUAACACGGCAAAUAAGGUCGUUUCUGAUUUCGCAAAUAUUCCGGUGCUCCUAAUUAUCAAACCCUAAGUGCAGUGUGCCCUUGUUUCCCUUCUAUUAGUGAUCCAUCGCCGCAUACUUCCGGGGCGACAACAUGAUUUCCGUGAACUUUUUGGUGCUUUGUGUUGCGAGUUUUCUAGUGAAUUCUGGUGCCGCGGUUGUCCACACUCGACCUGAGCAGAUACACUUGGCGUUUGGCGAGAAAAAAGGCGAAAUGGUUGUGACUUGGUCAACUUUCAACAAAACACGUGAAACUAAAGUUAAAUAUGGUCGCCAAAGAUUAAAUCUUCGAGCGAAAGGCAACUCAAAAUUGUUUAUAGACGGAGGAAAAAAGAAACAUUCGCAAUACAUUCACAGAGUCAAACUAAAAAACCUACGCCCCAAAAGCAAAUACUUUUAUCGCUGCGGAAGCAAAGAAGCGUGGUCUACCAUAUUCUGGUUCAAAACUCCACCAGCUGACGUACAUUGGUCUCCAAGUUUGGCGAUAUUCGGUGAUUUAGGCACUGAAAAUGCGAAAUCAUUGGCACGACUUCAGGAAGACACCCAGCAAGGGUUGUAUGAUGCCAUCAUUCACGUUGGGGAUUUUGCCUAUGAUAUGCACACAGAUAAUGGAAAAAUGGGCGACAAUUUCAUGAAUCAGAUUCAAUCGAUCGCAGCGUAUGUACCGUAUAUGGUAUGCCCAGGAAAUCAUGAACAGAAACACAACUUCUCGAAUUACCGAGCUCGCUUCAGCAUGCCCGGACCCACUCAGAACCUAAUGUACAGUUUCAAUAUGGGACCAGUGCAUUUCGUCGGUUUCAACACGGAAGUCUACUACUACUCCCAGGAUUACGGAAAAGAAAUGAUAAUCACCCACUUGAAUUGGCUAAAAAAGAACCUAAAAGAAGCAACUAAACCCAGGAACCGAAAACUGCGUCCUUGGAUCAUUACAUACGGCCAUCGUCCAAUGUACUGUAGCAAUGAAAAUAAUGACGAUUGCACUAAAUGCGAGUCAUUGGUUCGGGUCGGACUUGAAGACCUCUUCUAUAAGUACGGCGUUGAUGUGGAAAUUUGGGCUCACGAACAUUCAUACGAAAGACUGUGGCCAAUCUAUAAUCAUACGGUUUGUAAUGGGUCUCUUAAUGCUCCUUAUACGAAUCCAGGAGCACCAGUACACAUCGUGACCGGUUCCGCGGGCUGCAAAGAGGGUCGUGAACCUUUUCUCGAUGAAACUGCCGAAUGGAGCGCUUUCCACAGCGAAGAUUAUGGCUACACAAGAAUGAAAGCGUAUAAUACUACGCACUUAUAUUUUGAACAAGUCUCAGACGAUAAAAAAGGCGCUGUAAUCGAUUCAUUUUGGAUUAUCAAGGAUAGACAUGGGUCUUACAAGUCAACUUGUCAUUAAUUGAGUAACAAUAUCGGGGAGAAUGGAAGAGCCCAUCGAGGAUAUUCUUUGAUCUUCGGGAAGGAGCUUAGGCAUUUCAAUCUCACCUGUUUGCUUAUCAUCAUCUUCAGUCCAAUGUAAAUGUAGAUGAGUCCAUGAGAGAGUAUCAUUCCCUGGGUAGAGAGUGUCAUGCCAGGGGUAGGGAGGCUCAGCGGAGCAAUAUCAUCCUUAGAGUGCAAUAAACUUAUGUGAAAUACAAUAGUUUGACUUUCUCUAACU
Molecule: messenger RNA, 1780 nt
Organism: Hermetia illucens (black soldier fly)
Lineage: Eukaryota; Metazoa; Arthropoda; Insecta; Diptera; Stratiomyidae
Product: acid phosphatase type 7
Exons: 5
Coding region: 233-1522 (429 amino acids)
Molecular function (GO): metal ion binding; acid phosphatase activity
Source: RefSeq, a predicted model, not a curated record